Chanos chanos (milkfish) is the source of this 1056-nucleotide messenger RNA. RefSeq names its product trace amine associated receptor 1b (gene taar1b). Lineage: Eukaryota; Metazoa; Chordata; Actinopteri; Gonorynchiformes; Chanidae. Gene Ontology annotation, molecular function: trace-amine receptor activity. Gene Ontology annotation, cellular component: membrane. The record is from RefSeq and is a predicted model, not a curated record. Gene Ontology annotation, biological process: G protein-coupled receptor signaling pathway. The coding region runs from base 1 to 1056 and encodes 351 amino acids. The transcript has a single exon.
AUGAAUCUCUCAAAUAGCUCCAAACAUAACACAGCUGAAUUCACAGAUACGCUUUUCUGCUUCGAGUCUUUGAGUGGAUCCUGUAAGAAGCUAUCUCAGCCUUUCAGCGUGCAGACCAUUGUGUUUGUAACAGGAACAAUUAUUGGGAUAACGGUGAUCGGAAAUUUCUUGGUGAUCAUCUCCAUUGCUCACUUCAGGCAGCUCCACACUCCAACAAACUAUCUGAUCCUUUCUCUGACCACAUGCGACUUGCUCCUGGGACUGUUCGUCAUGCCUCUCAGUGCGGCCAAAUCUGCCCAAGGGUGCUGGUACAUGGGUGAGUUUCUCUGCAAGUUCCACACAAGUGCUGACAUCACCCUAAGCACGGCUUCAAUUUUCCAUCUCACCUUCAUUUCAGCAGAGCGUUACUGUGCUGUGUAUCACCCGCUGACAUACCACUUGUUGAUCAGACACAUCUCUGUGCUCCUCAUGGUCACCAUUAGCUGGCUUCUCCCAACCCUGUUUGGCUAUGGAGUGAUUUUCACAGGGCUCAACUUCAAAGGGAGUGAGGACUUUUAUUACACCCAUAUCCAAUGCAUUGGAGGCUGUGCUGUUUUCUUUAGUGGAGAGUUAGCUGUUUUUGCCUCAUUCACGUCCUUUUUCAUCCCAGGAUCUAUCAUGCUGUGGAUUUACUCUCGGAUCUACGUGGUUGUCAGGGGUCAAGUGAGGUCAAUUGAGCAUCUAGCUAAUCAACUCAGCAGGAGCAGACAGCAGGGAUCCCCUACUUCAGGCCACUGUGACAGAAAGGGGACAGCCACUAUUGCAAUAGUGUUUGGAGGAUUUCUCAUAUGCUGGGCACCCUUUUUCCUUUGCCUCAUUAUUAACCCUUUUAUUGAGUAUUCUAUUAAUCCAGUUUUGAUUGAUGUGCUCAUGUGGUUUGGAUACUUUAAUUCCACAAUAAAUCCUUUUAUUUAUGCAAUCAGGUACACUUGGUUUAGAGCGGCAUUAAAAAUCAUCUUAAGUGGGAAAGUUUUUCAUGAAAAUACUAGCAGGAUACAGUUAUCCUCAUAUGAGUAA